AUUGUAUAAUUAUUUAACAUUCACAGAGCUGUACUUCUAUUUGUACAUUGAAAUGCAGCAACAAAAUACUUAGAUAUUAAAUGUGCAAUAUUUUCUAUUAUUGUAUCACUUUUGUUUUUAUCUUAUGUUAUGUUAUUUGUUUUAUUGAAUGUAAAGGACUAUUACAAAUAGAAAUGCCAGUGUUUGUCAUAAAUUCAGUAUCUGUCACAUCUUGUUUGCUUACAUAAUAAUUUGAAUGACCCUGAAGCAGAAGGUCGUACGCCCCAUUUCACCACCUGAUGGUGCAUGGAAAUUGGAGGCCAAGCUCUGUUCACAUUAGCAAUGAGGUGAAGAGUUUGGUUUUACAUUAUUUCUUUAGGCUUUCCUGAAGCAGUAAAAUUUUAUGUCAACAUUCAGAAUGGGCUGCAGAGUGAAUAGUUACGUCCCGUGUGGAGUUUAUAUGUUCUUACCAUGUAAGUGUGUUUCAGGUCAGGUGAACUUAAUGUUUAAUGUUUGUGAAUUGUGGUUGUAGUCGUGGUCAAGACACAAAAGAUCUUUGUCAGGAAAGAGCGCAGCUUCUUACAUAUUAAGCACGAUGCAAGCAAAAGACUUAUUUCUAAAAAUAAAAUUUGCCACGUCUUUUAUCAUCCAAAAAUCAUCGAAGAUAAUGACGGCCAUUUUACUAAGUGUAGUCCUUAAAUCAUCAUAUAAUGAGCAGUCAUUUCAAGAUAUUAUGUUUUAGUAUUUUAAUAUUACUUUACCCUUCUACUUCAACAUAUUUUGGAGGAAAAUAUUUCUCUACUUUACCUGACAAAUAUAGUCACUACUUACUUUGAAGAUUCAGAUUUUACGUACAAAACAUGAUCAGUUUAAUGAAUAUGAAUCAUAAUUAAAGAUAAAACUGCAUAAUAGUUAAUAGCAGCUUCACUUCAAACAAAUACAAGAUGAAAAUGCUGCUUACACAAUAACCCGUGGAUAAUAAUGACCAUCGUCAUCCAUCCCUCAUGUUCAGAAUGAAGGUUUCUACCAAACAUCAACAGACGAUUUUUCCUCGUACAUAAGAAACAACUUCACAAAUGUUAAAAAAUAUAAAUAAUAUAAUAUUUAUAAUAUAAAUAUAUAAAUAAAUUGUAUGGUUGACUGUCCUUCUGCCUCUUGACACGUGCAUGCUGGGAAGGCCUCCACCCCCCCCAAGACCCUGACAAGAAUAAGCAGAUUUUAAAAUUUGAUUCUAAUAAACUUCUUUUUAUCGGCCAAUCACGCUGUUUACUAAUACCUGGUGGCUGGUAAUGUUUUGAAUGACCAAAUUAAAGGUCACACGCUUAAUUUCACCAUCUUGAUUUGUAUGUUCCCACAUCCUGUUUCUUAAAGUCAGGAGCAAAUGAACGCAUUGGUUUGCAUAAUUACUUUAGAGGAGGCGGAGAAACUGAAUAAAAGUAAAUGACCACAUCUUAAAGGUCUGACAUGCGUCCGUACAUUCUGUGAGAGCAAAAGUUGGAACUUUCCAAGGUAAGCCUUUUGUGCUUUGAUUUAUAUUUGCUAUAUUCUUCUUUUUCUUUUGCUUCUUCUUUUUCUAUAAUAUCUGCCUCAAAGUUAUCACAUGAAAAGUAUUUGAUAGGUUUCCCUUGCAAUGACAAAACUAAAACAUUUGUAAGAACAUUUUUUAAAAUGUAAAGUAAAGUAGUAAAGUUGGAUUUCACCUUUUAUGCCGGUGACCUUUAAAAUGAUAGUUGGGGUUAUUUGAUGUGGGGUUGUGUGAGGUGUUAAUACAUUGACGGUGUGUUACCUGCAGUGGAUUCAGAUCGGCUCCUCCCAGUUUACGGAAGCGGUGAGGAGCACUGGCACAGAAGUUGGGUGUUGUGCUGCUGUCGACGGGGCCAUCCAGUUGAAGUGUACAUUAUGUUUUGAAUAUUUUCACCGCUUUAUCUUAUCGUCAAACAGCCCUUUCCUAACUAGAACUACAGUUUGUGAACCGUUGAACUACCGAAUUACCACGCACAAGUGCAACAAUGGCGUGGGUUGUAUUACAGAUUAGCUGUUUGAGUCAGACGGAGCUAAGCACAGGUGUGCUUGUGCGUAGGAAUAUGGUAGUUCAACGGUUGAAAAAAACAAGGGAAAGGGCUGUUUGACAGUAAGAUGAAUUGUAAUAUUCAAAAUAAAUUGCAUACUUUUGUGAGGCUAAAACGCGUUUUGGCUGAUGGCCCCGUCCACAGCAGCACAUCACGCAGCCUCUGUGCUGGUGCUCCUGCUGCGACUCUAAAUAUGGGCGAGGCUGUUCUGAAUGACUAUAGAUAAGCCACAAACCAUCACGUCAAACAACCUGAGCUAUCACCUUUAAGCCGUCAUAACUAGAUUCCACUUGUUUUUUUUCAAAUUUGAUUCAACACUAGUAAAAGCUCAUACAUCAAGUCACCCCUAUCCCUAAGAUUUUUUUUUUUUUUUUUACUUUUAAGCAAAAACAAAUUUCAAUUGAAGAGAAAUGAAUGUGUUCUGACUCUCUCUAUUUUUCAGGAUGAAAACAACACUAUUGUUUAUCCUCACCCUUGCAGGACUGUCUGCGGGUUCUGCAAGAAUCCUCAAAGAGUACGUCUAUGUGAAUAUGCCAAAGACCUGGGCUGAAGCUCAGAGUUACUGCAGAGAGAUGUUCAAUGACCUGGCCACCGUAACAAACCGAGACUUCAACAGCAAGCUGAUGAGUGUAAUCCAGGGCCAUGGUCCUUUUGUAUGGAUAGGGCUUCAUGAUGAAAGGACCAAAUGGGAGUGGUCGCUCAAUAACAGAGUCUUCAACACAAAGACAGAUUUCAACAGCUGGAAACUAGAUGAGCCAAACAACUGGAAGCUCAGGAAGCAGUGCACUGUGAUUACAAAAAAUGGCUAUUGGCUUGACAUUUCAUGUAUGGAACUACUUCCUGCAGUCUGCUUGAAAGAACAAGGUCCAUCGAGUUACACUGCGGUGAAAAUUAGGAUGACAUGGGCGCAGGCUCGGCAUUACUGUAAAACCAAACACAUAGACCUUGCCACUGUGAGGAGCUUGAGUAUGAAUACAAAGAUAUCCUCAAUGCUGGAAAUGAAGCACUGGAUCGGUCUUCACAGAAAAUCGUGGGCUUACUGGUCUGACUCCAGGCCCACCAACUUCACAAACUGGCACACGGGCCGGCCUGACAGUGAUGGGAGUUGUGCUGCAGUCAACGCAACCACAGGAACGUGGUGGAAUGAUAACUGCAGGGCAACGCACUCUUUUAUCUGCCAAAAACUGUCUCAAGUACCAGACAGCUUUUCAAUUCACCACAAGGUUAAAUUCCAGUCUGCGGCUGACCUGAAAGAUCCGGCUCUUCAGCAGCAGAUUUUAGAGCAGCUGCAUGCUAAACUGGUGAAACAUGGAUUAACAGCAUUUAAACUCCACUGGACUCACACUGGAACACCGGCACGAGAGAGCAACAAAGAGGAAGGUUCAGGUGCCUGAGCGGACUGUUGUGCAGAGGACGUCGUGGUCAAGGUGUAACUGCUAAUGUAUCACAAUGUUUUGCCUGUGUUUUCAGCUUGAGUGUCAAUACACAUUUUAUACCACCAGUGGUAGUGUGUGAUAUAAUUUUUCUUCAUCACUUGCAACUCAACAACAAAAACAAAAAGUUGCACAAACUUAGAUUUUUAUAUUACUGAAAAUGUUUAUUCACAGGAUUUUUUACGUGCGGUUGCAUUAAAAAAUGUGAAAAUACAGACUUCAGAGCAUGUAGUGAGGUUUGAAAGUUCAAGAUAUAAACAUGUUUAUUAUUACAUGUUUAAUAUUUAAAUAUUUUAUGCGUGCUUGCUGAUGAGUCCUUUGAAAUGUGUUUUUUUCACAGACUUUCAAUGCUUGAUGUUUAGCAGCAUUUUUCUGGCUUUGAAAUUUGUGAUCCUGUUAAUGAUCACCAUCAUAGUUAAUUGAUUAAUUGAUUCUUAGCAAUAAAUGUCUUAAAUGUG
Seriola aureovittata is the source of this 3939-nucleotide messenger RNA. Its product is annotated as macrophage mannose receptor 1-like. The coding region runs from base 2492 to 3442 and encodes 316 amino acids. The transcript is spliced from 5 exons. The record is from RefSeq and is a predicted model, not a curated record. Lineage: Eukaryota; Metazoa; Chordata; Actinopteri; Carangiformes; Carangidae.